Angiostrongylus costaricensis is the source of this 639-nucleotide messenger RNA. The record is from the annotation of a GenBank genome assembly. Lineage: Eukaryota; Metazoa; Nematoda; Chromadorea; Rhabditida; Metastrongylidae.
AUGUCAGUACAACAAGUUUUUAUCAUAAGUAGAGCUGGAAGUUUAAUUUAUGAUUGGGAGGCCAAAACGGACGUAGUUGAAGUGGAACGUAUCUGCGAGUAUCCUCUCGACAUAAUUCUAGAAGAGGUUGAUCAAAAGGCAGUUGUCGUAUAUUACGUUACGGGGGUGAAUGGUUCCAAAGUUUCUGGCACUAGAAUUCUGGCUGGUGAAGCCGAGCAGAGUAUUUUUAAGUAUCUAGAAGAUGCGGCGAAUUUUCCGGUUAGUAUCCGCUUUUCCCCACCUUCGAUAUCAACGAAUGAGAAGAUCAUUCUGUCAUCAAUGUUUCACUCAUUGUUUACUAUUGCUGUACAGUUGAGCCCGGCCGCUAAAAGCUCCGGAAUAGAAGUAGUGGAGACUACACAAUUUCGAUUAUCAUGUUUGCAAAGCAGAACAGGAGUGAAAUUUGUUGUGGUAACAUCUCCACCAUCUGCAAUACCAGUGGAAUCGCUCCUUAAUAAGAUUUAUGAACUCUAUGCUGACUAUGCGUUGAAGAAUCCAUUUUAUGCCAUUGAUAUGCCAAUCAGGUGUUCCAAGUUCGAAGAAGGUCUCAAGUCACUCUUAGAACGUGUAGAUAAGAAUUCAAGUUUUGUUACAAUGUGA